AAUCCCAGUAGAUCUGCAGUUUCUGAAAUACUCAGACCAGCCUGUCUGACAACAACAACCAUCAAAGUCACUUAAAUCAACUUAUUAUGAAUCGAUAUUUGAACAGCAGCAGAUUGUCUUGACCAUGUUGUCUAAAUGCAUUGAGUUGCUGGCAUGUGAUUGGCUGAUUAGCAAUUAGUGUCACUAAGCAGUUAGACAGCUGUGGCUAAUAAAGGGGUCAGUUAGUGUAUAUAUGUAGUUUUCUUUAAAGUGUAUUUUUAUUGUUAUUUACUCUCUAUUUUCCUCAUACGUGAUAUUUGAAACAAAUUACCGUGUACCUAAUGUAUUUUUAAAAACAAUUUAGUCUGAAAGAUUUAGCAAUAGAUGAACAAUAGAGGAAAUAUGAAUAAACAAAAAUUAAAUCAAUUUUACAUGGCAAAACUACAUUUUGAUCAACCUAAAUUAACCAAGACAUGCUAAUUAUGGAAACUUGAAUUAAAAUGUACAGACGGUCACUAAAACAGAGAGAGUAAGAGGUCAAAACCAGUAGCUAUAAGCACAUUUUUACCUCAAAGACAGACUGAAACAUUUACAGGUGCAUACCAGGCUUGAAACAUAUUUCAUGCAACUUUAGUUAAAUACUAUGAAACCCCCUUACACAGACGGCAUAAAGUUCAGCACAGGAGGAUCAAACUCGUCCUCCUUUACAGCAGCAGUUAAUCAUUUUGAAAUAUCUUUGUAGUCAUGACCACAUUUUCUUUUGCAUCUUCAAUUUCGCCCAAAGUUUUACUGUCUAAAAGAACUCCUUCAAACUAAGGAUUGAACUUUAGUGAUGAUACAGUUGGUACAGGGGACUGUCAGUAAACUCAUCAUCUAUUAUCUGGAAACUGUUGACUUGUGUCUUUUUAAGUCUUCAUUUUUUUUCUUAGAAUUAGUGCAGUCAGUUCUACACAGGAAGUAUCAGAUCAGCUCAGCCCCUGUUGCUCAUCUCUUAGUUUAACAACCUCUCAUGCAAAGUGUAAGCAGCACCUCGCCCACAGUAGAGGAAGUGGGGUUCUUACCAGAGUCGAUCUUUCCCAACAACAAGCUGUCGCCCAUCUGUGAAACUUCUGCAUUCUUUUCUCCAGUCUUCUCAUUUUCAGCUCACUUGCAGCUGAUUCCAACAUGAGUCCACUGAAACUGACUCUGAAGUGGUUUGGUAGGUUCAACUCUUUUUGGCGCUCCAGUGACAAAUCCCCCUCCAAGUCCAGCUCUGGAGCAGGGGGUUUCCCUGACCAUGGGAGUGAGCACGGGGCUUCGGAAAGAGUGGUGCAGGAUGACAUGGAGGCCACGCGUCCUCGCACCGCCAGCUACGUCCGCUCCUCUGAGGGCUACACCCACAUGUGCACGCUGCCCCGGCUGCUGGGUAACAAGAAGGAAAAGGGGGAUAAAGGAGAUUCCAAAAAGAGUAGAGAAAAAAGCAACAACCAGAACAAAAGCCAGAAGUCCUCAGGAGACCAGAGCUGUCCUCCUUCAACACCCACAGGAGUGCCGUCCAGAGUGGAUGAGGAUGAAAUAUCCACUCCAGACAGGAUGGAGCUCAACCUGGAACCCCCACUUACCUCUAAAAUACAGUUUGAGCCUGCAGGUGAAAGUAAGGACCACAGCAAUUCACCUGCACCACUUCUCAGUGAAGAUCUGCCGCCCCCUAGUGGUCUGAACGAUACAGUCCAAUCAGAGGAAGAAGUUGCUGAAUCCAAUGAUGAGACUUCAGCAGCUCUCCUGGACCAGGAAAUUCAAGAAGAUGGAUGCUCAGAAGCCACGCCCCCUUCCACUCCAAAGGAAGAAGGUGGAUUGUCAGAAGCCACGCCCCCUUAUAUUCCUAAAAAAGAAGGUGGAUUGUCAGAAGCCACGCCCCCUUAUAUUCCUAAAGAAGAAGGUGGAUUGUCAGAAGCCACACCCCCUUACACUCCAAAGGAAGAAAGUGGAUGCUCACAAACAACGCCCCCUUCUAUUCCAAAGAAAGGAGGAUGCUCAGAAGCCACACCCCCUUAUACUCCAAAGAAAGUAAGUGGAUGCUCAGAAGCCACGCCUCCUUCUACUUCAAAGGAAGAGGACAGUAAAGAAGAGAAGAAAGAGCAACAAAACUCAACAAACCUGUCCAGGUGAUUUUCACUAUUUUAUUCAACUUUUUUUUUUUUUUACCAAAACAAUGUUUUACUGAAUCUAAUUGUUUCACAUAUGCAUUUCCUUUUAUCAUGGCUGAAGGUUAAUUUACUCAGAAAUAUUCAAGUGAAUUCACUAUAUUUAAUAAAUGUAUUAUAAAGGAUCUAUUCACAGCUGGUGGUGCUACAUAGAAAUUUAAAUUUAAAUUAUUUUACAAAAUUCAUAAUUAAUUAUUGAAAACAUAAUCAAAACUUCUUUCUAUUCAGCAUGUGGGGCACCAAUAAAUGUUUUUACUUCAAGUCAAUGUACAAUAACAGUUCUAAUUAAAGCAUUUAUAAGCCUUUAGUAAAUGACAGUUCGAUUUAAUCUGGUUUAUUGCAUUAAAUUUUAAUUAUUGCACCAAAUCCAAUGGUUUCUCACAAUCAAAUACUAAAAUUCAAGGUUUUAUCCUUUAUAAAACGAAUAAAUCAACAUUUUGCAUCAAAUCUUCACUGUAAUUCAGUCUCUGAAAUAUGUAUGAGGCAGACGGAGGAGAGAAAUAGCUAAAGUUUUUUGUCCAGAAACUAUAAUUUUACUUAUUUUUAUAUUAUAACACUAAAAUUUCAAACAUGGAGUUGGGCCUGAGUGACAGCUUUCAGAAGCUGUAACUAUAAUAAUUUUGAUAGAUUAUAGCAUAAAGAAAUAAUUGAUAAAAAAAGACAAUUGAGAGUCAUAUCUUUACAAUAAUGGAUGAAAAUUUGAAUUGUUUAAAAACUCUUGUUUCAUCUAAUGAUAUAAUACUGUCUUGAUCGGCUCCACAUACCUGGAUCUUCACUCUGAAAGCACAGAGGACAAAUAACAAAUGUUUGCCUUAUUUUCCAUAAUAACCUCCUCUU
This is a messenger RNA of Oryzias melastigma (Indian medaka), 2999 nucleotides long. RefSeq names its product nucleolar and coiled-body phosphoprotein 1. The transcript has 3 exons. The coding region runs from base 1144 to 2127 and encodes 327 amino acids. The record is from RefSeq and is a predicted model, not a curated record. Lineage: Eukaryota; Metazoa; Chordata; Actinopteri; Beloniformes; Adrianichthyidae.